Molecule: messenger RNA, 791 nt
Organism: Cervus elaphus (red deer)
Lineage: Eukaryota; Metazoa; Chordata; Mammalia; Artiodactyla; Cervidae
Product: hepatitis A virus cellular receptor 1-like
Exons: 6
Coding region: 1-558 (185 amino acids)
Source: RefSeq, a predicted model, not a curated record
AUGCUGCCCUGUCUGACAGUGGCUUGUAUUGUUGCCGAAUUGAGAACCACCACAACCACCACCACUACUCCAAGAACAACCACCACUACAAGAAAGACAACCAUCACUACUACUCCAAGAACGACUACCACUAUUCCAACAACCACCACUACUACCCCCCAAACAACAACCACCACAACUUCAACAACCAGCACCACCACUACUCCAACCACAGUGGUCACCACUGCUCCAACAACCACCACCAUUGCUAUGCCAUCAACAAUCAACACCACCACUCCAAACCUGACGGUCACCACUGCUCCAGUGACAACGAGGUCCUCUACUUCUCUUCCAGUGCCAGCACCCACAAGGGACCUCCAGCCAGCUUCUUUAUCUUCUCCAACUCAGACAGCAGAAACCCAGCCUACUACCGUGUAUGAAACAAACAUAACCAGCUCACCAUGGCACUCUUGUUCAACAGAUGGAAAUGGCACUGUAACACAGUCUCCAGAUCCCCAUUGGCAUAACAAUCAACCUGGUAUUUUUGCCUGGGUAGCAAAGUGGAGCUACUACGCGUGAUUCCAUUGAAAGAUUCUCACAUUGGAGCUUUGAAAAAUGCAGCUCUGAAGCCUAUCCAAGCAGAAGACAAUGUCUACAUUAUUGAUGACUAUCACUAAGUCCUGGAUCCAGAUUCUAAGGUGUUAUCCCUUGACUGUAGAAGACAGUGACCAGAUACCGUGUCAGAGUCCGUUCAAUCAGCUGCAUAAUUUUCCAGUCAGUUUCCCAUGGCAUUGCUAUGAGUCAGGGACACU